This is a messenger RNA of Eubalaena glacialis (North Atlantic right whale), 1927 nucleotides long. It is a transcript of the gene UTP15, whose product is annotated as UTP15 small subunit processome component. The transcript is spliced from 13 exons. The coding region runs from base 245 to 1804 and encodes 519 amino acids. Gene Ontology annotation, molecular function: protein binding. The record is from RefSeq and is a predicted model, not a curated record. Gene Ontology annotation, biological process: rRNA processing; positive regulation of transcription by RNA polymerase I. Lineage: Eukaryota; Metazoa; Chordata; Mammalia; Artiodactyla; Balaenidae. Gene Ontology annotation, cellular component: nucleolus.
CGACACGCCUCGCCGUUCUGUUCGUGGCGUGUUUCGGCGGCUCCUUGAAGGAUCCGCGUGACCUUCCGCAUGUUCUACCGCACGGUCCGGGGAGGGGGCUGGCGGAGUCCAAGAACUUCUCCUUGAGGCCGGGGUGUCUCGGCGGACCCUCCGGGCCCAUCGGAGACGUGAGGCAGAGUUGCUUUAUUUCUAACACCAAUUUCAAACUAUUUACCCUUGGAUAACAGUGCAAUUAUAUGAAAGUAUGGCUGGUUAUAAGCCUGUAGCGAUCCAGGCAUAUCCUGUACUUGGUGAAAAGAUCACCCAAGAUACACUGUACUGGAACAACUAUAAGACCCCUGUUCAGAUCAAGGAGUUUGGUGCAGUGUCAAAAGUAGACUUUUCUCCACAGCCUCCGUAUAAUUAUGCUGUCACAGCUUCUUCAAGGAUUCACAUUUAUGGCCGAUACUCCCAAGAACCUAUAAAAACCUUUUCACGAUUUAAAGACACAGCGUACUGUGCUACUUUUCGGCAGGAUGGUAGACUGCUUGUGGCUGGCAGUGAAGAUGGUGGCAUUCAGCUUUUUGAUAUAAGUGGGAGGGCUCCCCUCAGGCAGUUUGAAGGCCAUACUAAAGCAGUUCAUACAGUAGAUUUUACAGCUGACAAAUAUCAUGUGGUCUCUGGGGCUGAUGAUUAUACAGUUAAAUUAUGGGAUAUUCCAAACUCCAAAGAAAUUCUGACAUUCAAAGAACAUUCUGAUUAUGUGAGGUGUGGAUGUGCUAGCAAACUGAACCCAGAUCUCUUUGUAACAGGGUCAUAUGAUCACACUGUGAAGAUGUUUGAUGCACGAACAAACCAGAGUGUUAUUUCUGUUGAGCAUGGGCAGCCAGUGGAGAGUGUCCUGCUUUUUCCCUCUGGAGGUCUUCUGGUAUCAGCAGGAGGUCGUUAUGUUAAAGUCUGGGACAUGCUAAAAGGAGGACAGUUGCUAGUGUCUUUGAAAAAUCAUCAUAAAACUGUGACGUGCUUAUGUCUGAGCAGCUCUGGACAGAGGUUACUUUCUGGCUCACUGGAUAGGAAGGUGAAAGUAUAUAGCACAACUUCCUACAAAGUAGUCCACAGUUUUGAUUAUGCAGCUUCAAUUUUGAGUCUUGCACUUGCACAUGAAGAUGAGACAAUAGUUGUAGGAAUGACCAAUGGAAUACUGAGUGUUAAACAUCGGAAAUCUGAAGCAAAGAAGGAUUCUCUUCCCAGGAGAAGAAGGCCUGCAUAUCGAACUUUUAUUAAAGGAAAAAAUUAUAUGAAACAACAGGAUGACAUUUUGAUCAACAGGCCAUCAAAGAAACACCUAGAAUUGUAUGACAGGGAUCUGAAAAACUUCCGGAUCUCUAAGGCACUUGACAGAGUCCUUGAGCCCAGUUGUGCAAUUAAGACGCCUGAGAUUACAGUUUCCAUCAUAAAGGAGCUAAAUCGAAGAGGAGUCCUUGCAAAUGCCCUUGCAGGUCGAGAUGAAAAGGAAAUCAGUCGUGUUCUUAAUUUUUUGAUAAGGAAUCUGUCCCAGCCAAGAUUUGCCCCUGUUUUGAUUAAUGCUGCCGAAAUAAUUAUUGAUAUAUAUCUACCUGUGAUUGGUCAGUCACCUGUAGUUGAUAAAAAGUUUUUGUUACUUCAAGGACUUGUAGAAAAAGAGAUUGAUUACCAAAGAGAACUACUAGAAACGUUGGGGAUGAUGGAUAUGCUUUUUGCUACCAUGACAAGGAAAGCAAGCACUUCUUUGUUGCAGCAUAAUACAUCUGAUGGAUUUCUAGAGAACAAGAAGAUUGAAUCAUAGUGUGCGCUUAACAGGACACGUAAGAACUCCUAACUUGGAAUAGAUUUGAUGCUGUUAACUACUGGGAAGAGAAUCUCUUUGAUACAUUUAAAAAAAACUAUUUACAGAAGCAAUCUUAUGGAA